AUGGAACACAGCAAAUCAUCCGCAGAAGCCCUCAUCCCCUCCUUCAAAUUCGAGCGCGUUCUCAAUCAAGACCAAGCAGGACGCCGAAUAGCCCUCCAUGGCAACAUCAACUCCCAACCCGCAAUCCUAAUCCUAGAGCGAGCACCGUUCCCCAACUCGCCCUCCUACCUCUCAACCCUCCCGUCCACCUUAUCAACCCUCGAAAACCUAGGCGCAAACGACAUAUACUUCUGGUACCUAGCCUUGUCUCCGGGACACGGCCCCUCCAAUUCCCAACAACCACCACCACCUACCAAAACAUCGACGUCCGAAGAAGGACUCUCAGACCUAAAGAUAAACCUAAUAUACCCCUGCACCGCCCAACAUAUCAAGAAGUACUCCGCGCAGGGUGUGCGACUAGUGCGUGAAACACCAGCUAUCUACCUCUCGAAAAUAAAACCAUACAUAGAAAGUAAACGUGCAGAUGGGCGGCUAAACUGGGUCUACAACAUCAUAGAAGGCAAGACCGAAGCGGAAGAUGUCAUAUACCGGACACCCCUCGGAUCCGCUGGCGAUGAAGGGUUUCUUUUGCUGCCGGAUCUGAAUUGGGACCGCAAGACCAUGGCGAGUUUGCAUUUGCUAGCAUUGGUGGAGAGGAGGGAUAUCUGGAGCUUGAGGGAUUUGAGGAAGAGCCAUGUUAAAUGGUUGAGGGAGAUGAGGGAGAAGUUGCUGGACGCAACGGUGAAGUGCUAUGCGGAGAAGGGGAUCGAGAAGGAUCAGCUGAAGCUAUACGUGCACUACCAGCCUACGUACUACCAUUUCCAUAUACAUAUUGUGCAUGUGGCGCUGGAGGCCGGCGCGACGCAGGCCACGGGCAAGGCGGUGGGGUUGGAGAACAUUGUGGAGACGCUGGAGCAUAUGCAAGGUGAUGAGGACGCUGGGAUGGAGAGCUUAGAAAUGCAUUAUACAGUUGGGGAAGCUAGUGAGCUAUGGACGGAGGUUUUUGAGCCUCUGAAGAAGAGCGAUAUAGCUUCUCAAUCGCAAUGA
Venustampulla echinocandica is the source of this 1026-nucleotide messenger RNA. RefSeq lists its product as uncharacterized. Gene Ontology annotation, cellular component: P-body; nucleus. NCBI's taxonomy places the organism in Eukaryota, Fungi, Ascomycota, Leotiomycetes, Helotiales, Pleuroascaceae. The coding region runs from base 1 to 1026 and encodes 341 amino acids. The transcript is spliced from 2 exons. Gene Ontology annotation, molecular function: hydrolase activity; RNA 7-methylguanosine cap binding. Gene Ontology annotation, biological process: deadenylation-dependent decapping of nuclear-transcribed mRNA. The record is from RefSeq and is a predicted model, not a curated record.